Molecule: messenger RNA, 1104 nt
Organism: Daucus carota subsp. sativus
Lineage: Eukaryota; Viridiplantae; Streptophyta; Magnoliopsida; Apiales; Apiaceae
Product: protein FATTY ACID EXPORT 2, chloroplastic
Exons: 2
Coding region: 141-911 (256 amino acids)
Biological process (GO): fatty acid transport
Cellular component (GO): chloroplast inner membrane
Molecular function (GO): fatty acid transmembrane transporter activity
Source: RefSeq, a predicted model, not a curated record
GAAGAAUAAUAUUAAAUGACAGUUAUACACUCGAGCUUGAUAAUUAGGGGUUAGGGUUUAUCUGUAAGUAAAGAAAGCCCACAAUCUCAGCUCGAUCCUCAUCGCAUCAACUACUAAUCUUAUUCACGGCUUGACCCAUCAUGGUCACCUUGGGAAAUAUAUCGGCUAUAUCUCAGUCCUCUGUUUUGCUGCCCCAAGUUCAAUUCCAAGCUUCUAUCCGAGGACGGCCUUUUCUUCCUCGCAACGUGACUUAUGCAGGAGCAUAUACUGAUUGUACAUCUGUAUGUUUCUUGAAGACCAGGUCAUACAAACAGUCUCACACAGUUUCUGCUCUAAAUCAACAAGAAAAGCGUGCAACUUGGGCAAUUAAUGCUAGUGUGAUCCCUGAAUCUAAAGUUCAAACUUCAUCUACUGUUAAUUCAGCUAGUGAAGGUGUUGGGAUUGAACCAGAUACAACUGGAGGUGGAGGUGAUAUUGGCGGUGCAAGCGGAGGUGGUGAUAGCGGAGGUGGAGGCAACAACUGGGGUAAUAAUAACGAAGGUGACGGAGAGUCUGAACAAAGUGGGGAUAGCAACAAGAAGAUGGCCAUGUCCAUGUCCCAGAAGUUGACAUUGGGUUAUGCUGCGCUGGUUGGAUUGGGUGGGCUAAUGGGCUAUGUGAAGAGUGGCAGCCAAAAGUCAAUAAUCUCUGGAGGAAUAUCUGCUGCUAUACUGUUAUUUGUUUACAGUCAGCUGCCCACAAAUCCUGUUUUUGCAUCAUCGGUUGGUUUUGGAAUGUCCGCUGCUCUUUUGGGAGUAAUGGGUUCUCGUUUCAAGAAUUCUGGUAAAAUAUUUCCAGCUGGUGUUGUGUCCUUGGUGUCCUUUGUUAUGACUGGUGGGUACCUUCAUGGUAUUAUGCGCGGCAUGCACUGAUGCACUGAUUAUGCUUGAAAUUGUGCAGAUGGAUGUGUAAACUGUACGUAACUUGAUGAGUUGCCAUGUUUCUGGAUGAUGUUUCUUUUAGGUCACUGAAUAAAUGUAAUGCUAGCAGUACUAUCGAUCUCUACAUCUGACAAACUUCCUGCGCAAGUAUAUGUAUGAUGAAUUGGGUUUCUCUUCUUCCCUU